AUUUCCAUAAUUGUCCCUCUUUUUUGUGUCAGUUGGUGUGCCGAGAGAAAAUUAAGGUAUCUACCUGAAAAAGUAGGCUUGUGAUACCAGUCAAAUUCUAAACGUGUGUUCGCCUUGCUAAGUAACAUCUAAGAAAUUGAUACUCACCCCCCUAUUUCCAUUGUGAAUUGAAGACGAGAGUGAAAUGAGUUGAAGAUCGAUAAGGUAAAAUCAAUUGAAUUCUUCGGUACAGCUGACACAAUAUUGUCAACAUAUUUGAAGUAGAACGGUAAACGUAUUCUGAUUUUCUUCAGAGCCUUAAGCCCAAAUCACACUAGCGAUUGCCGAUUGCCGAUUGCGAUUGACGAUUGGCGAUUACUUUUCAACCAAUCAGAGCAAAGCAGUCGCCAAUUGAGAUUAGCGAUUGCCGUUUAGAAAGCGCUCUAUUUUAUAAUCGUCAAUCGCCAUCGGCAACCAAUCGUAGCCAAUAAAAUAAUCACGUGAUUAUUAUAACCUAACAGAAUCAGUAAAGUACUUGUGCCCAUGGUGGACGUCUGUCGUAUCGUACGGAAAGCACUUUAAUUAUUAAAAUUUUAACUCUAAUUAUCAUAACAAUUAGUAAUGAUCAAGGUCCACACUUGUGUUCUUGAUGGACGCCCUUGGUGGACGCCUGUGCCAUAACUGUCAUAUCGUAAGAAAAACACUCUAUCUCCCAUCCGGGAGUACCAAAGUGAUAAUCGAACAUUCACAGUCAAAUGUAUUUUGGCAAUUGACUCAAGUGUAUUUAUUUACAAUAUUCAUAAUGCCACCAAAGAAGCAAGCAAUUAGUACUGAUCAAGAAAUUUUAUUAAUUGAUGCUGUAGAAAAUAGACCGCAUUUGUGGGAUGUUUCUCAUCCAAUGUACAAGCGAACAGACUUGAAAGAAACUCUGUGGCAAGAGGUAGCAGAUAUCGUAGGUCCACAUGCAAUAGCUGAAAUAGUUCGUGAAAGAUUUAUCAAUAUGAGAACUACGUUUAUGAAUAACGAAAAAAGAAUAAGGGAGUCAAAACAAAGAUGCAAUGGAAAAGGUACUGAUGAGAUCUACAAACCUAAGUGGCCAUUCUACACAAGUCUGCUGUUCUUAAAGAAAGCCUGUGUACAAACGGAAAGUUCAUCAAAUCUUGAUGUACUUGAAGACAAUCAAGCUGAUAGCGAAGAAAGAAACAAUAAUCUUGUAAAUUCAAUUAGAAGCAAUAUAUAUUUUGAUAAAAAUUUAGAGAAAUGGGUAUUGAUACCACCUGAUACGAAUGCAUCUUUACAUGCUUCACAUCAAGAUGACAGCCAAACAGGUUUCAAUCAGUCUUCAAUUGAAACAGUUGGAUUUUCCACUACAUCAUCAUUGUCAUCUGAAGGAUUUGGAUGUGACUUAGAAAAUUUUGAACCUGUUUCUGAGAAUUUAACUUUUGUGAUUAAAAAAAGAACGCGAUUAGAUAACGAUCCAGUUUACGUAAAACGUGGGGCAAUGAAGAAAAAGUCGUGUGUUAUGGAAGAAGCAGUAGAAGUAUUAAAAAAAAAUAAGUAGUGAGAAAAUGCCACAAAUUCAGCAAUAAAAGCCUCAUCAUACUACUGAUGCUUGUGAACAUCUGGGUUUAUAGUAUAUAUUGCUGCUCGAUUAAGAGAAACCAGAAUACGUUUGCAUUGUGAAACAAAGAUUAUGACAAUUCUCACUACUUUUGCAAGUACCGAAACACAAGAGUAAAUAAUACAUCAUGAGUGCUAUAGUUCUGCUGUUUUUGCUCAAUUUUAUUUGAUUCAAUUUUCUGUUU
This is a messenger RNA of Solenopsis invicta (red fire ant), 1784 nucleotides long. RefSeq lists its product as uncharacterized. Lineage: Eukaryota; Metazoa; Arthropoda; Insecta; Hymenoptera; Formicidae. The record is from RefSeq and is a predicted model, not a curated record. The transcript has 3 exons. Gene Ontology annotation, cellular component: transcription regulator complex; nucleus. Bases 629 to 1540 code for a protein of 303 amino acids. Gene Ontology annotation, biological process: regulation of transcription by RNA polymerase II.